CUUUCAACCGCCCCGCCUUCAGCUAAGCCACUUUUUCUUAGAUCAAUCAUCUUUUUCCAACAACUGAACCUUGAACUAAACUGCACCCUGGAGGGGUUAACUGACCGUUCAACCGUCCAAGGCUUGUUUUUUUUGACGGACGACAGAAAAGUUCAAGUUAAUCAUUACCAAUCUCCAUAUCAAUCACAUCCAUAUCAAUCAUAUCCAUACAAUCUUAUCCAUACAAUCAUAUCCAUAUUAAGCUUUUUACUUGGCAACUUCGUAGGUACACUACUAUUCAGACAUCAAAGACAAUACAUAACUCAACAUAACUCAUAUUCGCCACCGAUGAAAGUCAAGAGAAACAAAUUAUCUUCAGCUCACUUUUGUCUCAAUAAUAACUCCCGGUUGACCCGCCUGGCCGCGUAGAUCUCUCUGUAAUAUUAUAUACCUAACCUAACCUACCUAGAAAUCUACAUUGAGAAAGAAAAGGAAGAGGAAAGGGAUUGAUAAGGGAAGAGAAGGAAGAAGGGGUAAAGGGCAAAGGGAAAAAGAAGGAAGAAAAAAAAAAACCGGGAGACAGCAGCAAUUGGAGAUAAGAUACCUACCUAAUCUACUUAUGGGUGUCGCCGGUGGUUCCCCCGUAUAAUGUCUGGCGCAUCUUCAAUUUCUAUUCCUCUGAGCCGUCCGACUCCUAUGGAAUCAUCAUCUCGCUCGUCCCCGAACGACAACUCUAUCAGCUCGCCUACCACCGUCUCAACUCCGCAAGAUCCUUUGUCGGUAGCCAAUCCCGCCUCUCACGCACCCUCUGGUCCCAUUAGCCUCGAUCCGUCCACUACGCCCUCGUCUGCGCUGAAUCCGCGCAGUUGCGUAACAUGCCGUCGCCGAAAAGUCAGGUGCGACAAGUUUAUGCCUUGUGGCAACUGUCGCAAAGCCCAUAUCCAAUGCGUUUUCCCUGCGCCUGGUCGCGCUCCCCGGCGACCGCGCAUAAAGGAUCCCAAUGCCCCACCAAAACAGACGAGCGAACGCGAAAUGGAGCUGAUGAAGCGGUUGCGGAAACUGGAAAGUAUAGUAGAGGACUUGAGCGGGCAGAUCGAAAUCGAGACGGCGAGAAAUCCAUCCGUCUGCGGCGGGACUUCGCCAGAGACAGCGAUAGAUAACGCACAACAAGAGAAAGAGCGGCGAAGACAAAACGAGAUCGUAUACAGCGAAAAUCUUCCCGGAGGUUACCCGCCAGCGGACCCGGCGAAGUUUGUUUCUCGGACUAGCGAAUCGGCUUUUACGCCGAAGAGCCCGUCAGGAGAGGUUAAUAAAUCUUUUGGGAGAUUGGUCCUCAAUGAGAAAGGUCGCACACGAUACGUGAGCAGCGCGUUCUGGUCUAAGAUCAACGAUGAGGUAUGCGACUUACGGGUAUCUGGUAGCUGUUUUCCAACUAACGAAAUUCUACAGAUUAACCAGCUGCGCGCCGAGACGGAGAUGCUCAACGAGGUAGACUCGGAAGGCUCAGAUGAAGACAGCAGCCCGGGCGCUGUCCAUCCCUAUCCGGACCAGGUUGACCAUCACGGGUUCGUGCUCGGAUACAGUUCCACGAACGUUGACCUGCGGAAGAUGCAUCCCUUGCCGUCUCAGAUACCCUUUCUCUGGCAGGUCUACCAAGAGAAUGUCGAGCCAUUGGUCAAGAUAUUGCACGUGCCGUCUAUGAACAAGACUAUCCGUGCGCUACGGAGUAAUAUGCACGACAUCUCGCCGGGGGUGGAGGCUCUCAUGUUUUCUAUCUACUACGCUUCCAUCACUUCUAUGGAAGAUGAAGAGGUCAGAGUCAAUUUUGGCACCGAGAAGGGAGAGCUCAUACAACGGUAUCGCUUCGCCACAGAGCAGGCUCUCGCGAAGGCGAAUUUCCUCGUCACGUCAGAACUGAUCGUCCUGCAAGCCUUUACAAUCUUCCUAAUCCUUGUCCGGCGGUAUGACGAUACUCGAUUCACCUGGACGCUUACUGGUCUCGCUAUCCGCAUCUCUCAGUCGCUCGGAAUACAUAGGGAGGGCACCAAGUUUGACGACUUGAGCCCCUUCGACGUCGAGAUGCGUCGCCGGCUGUGGUGGGCUAUAUGCAUACUCGAUCUCCGAUCGGCGGAAGACCAAGGGACCGAGUUAACGAUCGCAGAACGGACAUAUGAUACGAGAUUUCCGCUAAAUAUUGACGAUGUAGACAUGAAUCCGGAAAUGACAGAUUUUCCGGAAGAAAAGAUGGGACCGACGGAUAUGACCUUUUGUCUCAUUCGUUAUGAGAUCUGCGCCCUAGCCAGGCGGAUACACUUUUCUACUAAUGGCUUGGCCCCGUGCCGAUCUAGGAGCACGGAGGCGGAAAGCGACGAAAUGCUUCUCGAAUGUUACGAGCGCAUCGAGAAGCUAUACCUGAGUACGUGCGGCGACAAGGAUACGGACGUGUUGCACUGGGUUGCCUCCAUGAUCGCACGGCUAAUCAUGGCCAAAAUGAGCUUGAUCAUCUACCAGCCAAUGAUACUGCAUCCGACAGGGCAAGAUAUUCACAAAGAUUUCCGAUAUCGCUUAUUCAUGGCAUCUCUCGAGGUAGUCGAAUGUACGAGGGUUUUGAACUCUGAAGCCAGAUGUAAACAAUGGCGAUGGCUUUUCCAAACAUACGGGCAGUGGCACGCCGUGGCCUAUCUAUUGCUUGAGGUGUGCCGUCUGCCCUGGACGGCAUCGGUCGAGCGGGCCUGGAUAGUUCUCAACGCAACCUUCCAUGCCUCUGAUGCGACGGAGCGGUCCCGACCCGGGGUUUGGGUUCCGCUACGCAAGCUGAUGGCCCAGGCGAAGCGCCGCAGGGAAGAGGAAAUACGGCGCUUAAAGGCAGAUCCCGAAGCCGCGCGCCAGUUAGACUUUGACGAGAAGCAAAGAACGCAGCCGGAUAGCUUCAAGCACCUUUCUAAUUCAGUCCGAAGCGUUGUGGCCCAAGAACAGUGGCGCAAGCUAGUCGGGGUUGAGGAACCUAAAGCUCUUCCAUCUUCCGACGAUGCCCCAGAAGAGAGGAAGGUACCGGUUGGAGUCUCUCAGAAUGGUCUACACUACGUUGAUCAGAUGAUAUCGCAACCGUAUCUCGACAGUCAGGAUAUCUUCGGAGCCGCAUAUACAAGCAACGGCGCCUACUUGACGGAAGGGGGCGGGCAGCCGCCUAGUGGAUCCCGUGUUUUAGCCAAUGAGCCCAUUGGUACUAUUGGCAACGAUGUCUAUCAGCCAACAACGGUCCCCCCUUCGCAAGGUUUCAUCGAGGACAACCCGCCACCUUGGAUGUGGUCUGACAGCUGGAAUGGCAGUACAACAACGAAUACGCCCACUAUAGGGAGCCGAGAUGUCAACAUGGAGAUGGACCUAGAUGAAGGGUUCAACUGGCAAAACUGGAUGGACAAUGGCCUUGCAAUGGGCCGGAUCGGAUUCAUGGGAGGAAUCUGAUCAGUUAUCACUAAUGAGACAUCCAGGAACGAACGUGAGGGAUGUGGAAGUGGAUGUACGACUCGAAUAUCACCGUUUUAACUACCCCGUUAUCUAGAGCUUGGGAUAAAUAAAUAAAUACUGGUACUUACUAUGGAUGGCAUCUUGUACAUGAUCUACCUGGGAGUAUAUAUCAAUUUUGAGACAAUCUACUUAUAUACCAUUUAUCUCUCUCUUUCUAUGUGUGUUUCUAUGUGUGCGUGUGUUCUUUCAGUAAAAGCUUAGGCUUUCUUAUUCCGGAUUCUCAAAGUUAACUGCGGGAGUAGGUAUCUAAACGCCUAUAAU
Messenger RNA from Hypoxylon fragiforme, 3768 nucleotides. RefSeq names its product fungal-specific transcription factor domain-containing protein. Gene Ontology annotation, molecular function: DNA binding; DNA-binding transcription factor activity, RNA polymerase II-specific; zinc ion binding. Lineage: Eukaryota; Fungi; Ascomycota; Sordariomycetes; Xylariales; Hypoxylaceae. Bases 628 to 3444 code for a protein of 938 amino acids. Gene Ontology annotation, biological process: regulation of DNA-templated transcription; DNA-templated transcription. The transcript is spliced from 3 exons. The record is from RefSeq and is a predicted model, not a curated record.